GCGAACAGGGGGGAGAGGAUCAUAAAAAAGCCAGGAACGGCGACAGUGACAGCGAGCGCGUGUGGCUCCGGCGCCUGUGCGCGAUCCUCCCUCUCACUCACCGCCAACACUCGCACCAAUGCGCGCACUAAGCCAUCUCCACCAGACACCACCACAUCGCAUCACCGCGUUCGCAUUGUGACAUUUCUCCCUUUAUUUAUCGUCCAGCAUCCGAGGUACGACCGUCGAGACACAAACACUUUAAUUUCAACCCUUUAUCUGAAUGACGGGCGGACGGUUUGACUUCGACGAUGGCGGCACUUUCUGCGGUGGAUGGGAGGAUGGAAAAGCCCACGGACACGGCAUCUGCACCGGCCCGAAGGGCCAGGGCGAAUACUCCGGGUCCUGGUCCAACGGGUUUGAGGUAGUCGGGGUGUACACCUGGCCCAGUGGGAAUACGUACAAGGGCUACUGGGCACAAGGAAAGCGACACGGGCUCGGCGUGGAGUCGAAGGGGAGGUGGCUGUAUCGCGGAGAGUGGAGUCACGGAUUUAAGGGUCGGUAUGGGGUUCGCCAGAGUUUCAAUACACCUGCCAGGUAUGAAGGCACAUGGAGUAAUGGAUUGCAGGACGGAUACGGGGUCGAGACGUACGGGGAUGGGGGUACAUACCAGGGCCAGUGGAUGGGCGGCAUGCGGCAUGGUUAUGGUGUACGUCAGAGCGUGCCUUAUGGCAUGGCCACUGUCAUCCGCUCCCCGCUCCGCACCUCACUGGCCUCCCUGCGCAGUGAGCAGAGUAACGGCUCCGUUCUGCAUGAUCACAUGUCAGACAGCCCUGCUGGCACCCGUGGCGGUUUUGUCCUGAACUUCCACAGUGACAGCGAGGUGGGCUCUGGCAAAAAAAAGGGCCUCUUCCGACGGGGCUCGCUGUUUGGCAGCCUCAAACAGCUGAGGAAGUCUGACUCCCGCUCCUCCAUAUCCAGCAAACGCAGUUCAGCGCGUAGUGAUGCCACUAUGAGCCGCAUCAGCUCCAGUGAUGCAAACUCCACUGUAAGUUUUGGUGACGGAGAGGUGGCUGAUGAGUACAUGCCAGCAGAGGACAACGUCGAUGCUACCACUACAGAGUCAUACAAUGGCGAGUGGAAGAAUGACAAGCGGAAUGGUUUUGGUGUCAGCGAGCGAUCCAAUGGGAUGAAAUAUGAAGGGGAGUGGUUGAACAACAAACGGCAUGGCUACGGGUGCACAAUGUUCCCUGAUGGGACAAAAGAAGAGGGGAAGUACAAAAAUAACGUUUUGGUGCGUGGCAUCAAGAAGCAGCUCAUUCCCCUAAAGAACACCAAGACGAGGCAGAAAGUGGACCGUGCUGUGGAAGGAGCCAUACGAGCAUCUGCCAUUGCCCGAACGAAAGUUGAAAUUGCCACCUCAAGAACCGCACACGCCAGGGCUAAGGCAGAGGCAGCUGACCAGGCCGCCCUUUCUGCCAGCCAGGACUCUGACAUCGCCAGAGCAGUGGCCAGGGAUCUGUCCCCCAACUUCCAUCAACCAGGCCCAGAUUAUAUCAAGCAACGGUUUUCCAGUGAGCCCAUUGAGAUUAAAGAAGCCCCAGAGGAAAAGAAAGAGAAAUCACCAUCAGGAAGUCCACACUUUUAUCGCAAAGGCACCACCCCAACCCAGACACCUUCCCAAAGCCCGGGUCCCACGCCACCCCCCUCACCACCCCUCAGCAAGAAAAAGCCCUUCUUUAACAGAAGUGCCCAAAAAGCUAUCAAAGAAAACAACCCCCCUGCUACCGAAAGCCUUGCAGCGGGUGUCACCAAGGCUACUUCCAGGAUACCAGACAAACAGGAAUUAAGACAGGAAGUAGAACCCGUACCCAAACCUUCCAAGCUGCUAGCGCCGGUCACCAAUGCCUCCAGCCCAGGGAACGGUGAGCUGCACUCUCAGUAUCAUGGAUACUUUGUGAAGGCAGAGGUAAUGAUCCCACCUGAUGAACCAGAGGAGGAAGAACAUCACCAUGUAACCCCAACUGCUCUUGCCAGGAUCCCCCCACCUGCAAAGCAGUACCACCCACCAACACCCAAACCAGUAAUGGCCAAAGAGAGCAAACCCGAGCCGAAACUGAAGAAACAGGAAUCGCUGAAGCCAAAGAGCCUAGCAGAAACUAAGAAAGCCAGCAUGGAAAUUACAACUGACAUUGUUGAGGAGGAAUCAGGUCCCAACUCAAUAUUGGUCAUACUAGUGAUGCUGAUAAAUAUUGGACUGGCAAUUAUUUUUGUCCAUUUUCUCACUUGACGAAACAUUAAACUCAGUGAGCUCAUGAAAACUAGCGGCGUAGGCCCCUAAUUCUCUGCAGUUGCGUCAGUGGCCUUUAAAACAAAAUGGCGCCAGUCAGACUCAGACACAGGCAAAGGACUGGACGACUGGAAUUAGAGCAAAUCAUGGGAGAAAGACGAAACCUGGACCAUUCGGCUUGAGCCAACCCAGUUCCUCUGGCGAUGAUUUGUGACUCGCUUGGGCUCUGAAAGCUGAAGCAACCAGUCGUUGGGAACGAAAAAGAAUCUGCUGAUCCAAGCCGUACCCAGUCAAGUGCAUGUCCACCCCGCUGCUAUGGGGAGGGGUGGAAUGGGGGGGACUUAACUGGAUAUGUUCGGAGAUGCACUUUUAGUUGACGGAAGCGAACAGCUGCCUUACUAAUUUACCAACUGACGUUUUAAAAGGGAGAUGUGCUGCGGGUCGCCAGUGUGUUUGGGCAGCAGGAGUGUGUACCAGUGUCCGCUUUCCACUUGGUUGAAAACACCAUGCACAUUUUGAAAGGGUCACUUGCCAGUCUUAUUCCAUUACCCAUUUCUACAGCCUUGUCUAUCAUCUGCUGCUCCUGUUUAAGGAGAUUCAUCCAUGACAUGCCUGUGCAUGGUACUGGUUUAAUGACUUUGUCUUGAGGAUUUUAUUUAUUUGUUUUGUAUCUAUUGUUGUGGUUUUUUUUUGUUUUUUGUUUUUUGUGUACUUUCACCUGUAGUGACAGAUGACAAAAAUAUCUCUAGUGCUUUGUACUCUUAUUCACUAAAAUCUAAUAUAAAAUAAUAGCACGUUACAGCCAAUAACAGUCCUGUAGAAAAUAUUCAAAUAUUAUUUAUCCAAUAUUAUACAAAGAUUGGCUAUUUAGUAAACAACUAGAGUACAGUGUGUGGUUUGGUUUUAAAAAGUUAUUUAUUCUGAAUAAUAUUGUAAUAAUUUAUGUUUGACAUUGUAAAAUCACUGUAGGGUAUAAUGCAUGGCUUUUAUUUUUUGAGAAAUUAGUAAAAUAUUUACAUUGGAUUUUGCACCUUUAAUCUUCAGGCCUGAGACUGUGCUCGAUAACCCCCCCCCCC
Messenger RNA from Myxocyprinus asiaticus (Chinese sucker), 3345 nucleotides. RefSeq names its product junctophilin 1b (gene jph1b). Lineage: Eukaryota; Metazoa; Chordata; Actinopteri; Cypriniformes; Catostomidae. Gene Ontology annotation, cellular component: plasma membrane; endoplasmic reticulum membrane; sarcoplasmic reticulum. The transcript has 6 exons. The coding region runs from base 263 to 2269 and encodes 668 amino acids. The record is from RefSeq and is a predicted model, not a curated record.